AUGUAUUCGAAUAUCGCUGGUAUUGAUCUUGGAACCUCGAAUUCGUGCGUUUCCAUCUACAAGAAUGGAAAUAUUGAGGUUGUCGCAGCAAGAUCUGGAGAACAUGUCUUCCCCUCCGUUGUUUCUUACAGAGACAGUGGAAUUACGUUCGGGAAGGAUGCAAAAAGUCAGAUUUCUAUGUACCCUAAACAAACUGUUUUUGAAAUCAAGCGACUUAUUGGGCAUAAAUUCUCUGAUAAAUGUGUACAAGAAGAUAUAAAGAGCUGGCCUUUUGAGGUUGUUCCCAAUGAAGAUGAUCGUCCGCAAAUCAAAAUCAAAUACGCUGGUGAAGACCAUUACCUGUCUCCAGAGCAGGUGAGUGGUUUCCUCAUAUCGAAGUUGGUUGAAGAGGCAGAACGAGUUUCUGGAACCCGAAUUACCGAUAUUGUGGUUACGGUGCCUGCCUACUUUAAUGAUAGUCAGCGCCGCGCGACUGCUGAUGCUGCUCGUGCUGCAGGUGUCAAUGUGUUGGGAAUCUUGAACGAGCCCACUGCUGCCGCUAUCGCUUAUGGAGUGAGGAAUGAAGAAAAGGAUAAAACGAUUCUUGUCUACGAUCUGGGAGGCGGUACGUUUGAUGUCACCAUUUUGGAUAUUCGAGAAAACGAAUACAACGUGGUUGCGACGGACGGAGAUACCCACUUGGGUGGAGUGGAUCUCGACCAGAUCUUAGAGAAAAUGAUCUAUGACAUUGCCAGCCCUUCCUGCGAUCCUGAAAUUGAAUGGGAAACCCAGAAGAGUCGAGCGAUCCUGCGAAGAACAGCGGAGGAUGUCAAGAUCCAGCUGUCCACCACGGACAGCGUGGAGUUCACCAUUUUUGAUGAGACUUUUAUCAUCUAUCGAACCGAAUUCGAGCGAAAUGCGUCUCAGUUCUUUGCGAAAACGAUGACGAUCGUCGAUCAGAUUCUGGCCAACACGGGCAAGCGAUAUGAGGAUAUCGAUGAUGUGGUGCUUGUGGGAGGAUCGAGUCGGAUUCCCUACAUCAAGACGAUGCUGGGAGCCAAGUUCGGAGAGGAGAAGGUCUCCUACCGAAUCAAUCCGGACGAGGCUGUGAGUAUGGGUGCGCUGACGCGAGCGAUCCAGCUGUAUCGUCAGAACAAUUCCAACAUCGAUACGCCCGUCGAAGGAGGAGACGAUGAGUCGGGAAUGAACCUGGUGGCGGCUCCUCAUCCAGGAGACGGCGGAGACGGAGAUGAUGCGUACGAUUUGGGAGCUGGCGAUGACGAUUUUGCAUUCGAUUCGCUGGAUAUUAAUGAUGUGGUUCCUCUCUCACUGGGACUCAAGAACUCGCAAGGAGUCAUGUCCGUUCUGAUUCCUCGCUUCUCGCACUUCGGCGAGUCCUUCACUCGCAGCUUCGUGACGAACAAAAACAACCAGGAAUCGAUGAAAGUCCGCGUCUAUCAGGGCGAGCGACCCAUGGCGGAAGACAAUCUCGAGAUUGGCUCGUUCCGCUUGAGAGGCAUUCCUCCAAUGCCCCGAGGCCAGGCGUGCGUGGAUAUCACCUUCACGACGGAUCACGACGGCAUCUUGACGGUGUCCGCUGUGGUCUGCCAGGUCGAUGAGUACGGAGAGAUCUUGACUGGCCCGGAUGGAGAGCAUUUGACGAUUCCGGGAACCGAGUUGAGGACUACCUUCGAGAAUAAAUCGACGAAUCUGAACGAAUAUGAGGUGGAGAAGAUAAUGAAGCAAGUGCAGGAAAUGAAGGAGUAUGAUGCGAAAAAGCGCCGAAUUGCGGAGCAGAAGAAUAAAAUCCAGGAACGGUCGUUUGUUCUGGAGGAAAUCGUUAUGAAGAACGGAGGUAGCAUCGAUCCGGAGAAUUUGGAGAAGGUGAAUACUCUGCUGAGAGAUGUGAAGCGACUGAUGAGAAAUAACACUAUCGAGGAGGACGAGUUGCAAAGCUAUUUUGAUUUGAUAGGACAGUGGAUUGAAUCGCUGGAUGGUAAUUGAUUUCUGUAUUUCAAUC
This is a messenger RNA of Blastocystis hominis, 1999 nucleotides long. RefSeq lists its product as hypothetical. Gene Ontology annotation, cellular component: cytoplasm. Gene Ontology annotation, biological process: cellular response to unfolded protein; protein refolding. Lineage: Eukaryota; Bigyra; Opalinata; Blastocystidae. The record is from RefSeq and is a predicted model, not a curated record. The transcript has a single exon. Bases 1 to 1983 code for a protein of 660 amino acids. Gene Ontology annotation, molecular function: heat shock protein binding; ATP hydrolysis activity; ATP-dependent protein folding chaperone.